Molecule: messenger RNA, 444 nt
Organism: Anisakis simplex (herring worm)
Lineage: Eukaryota; Metazoa; Nematoda; Chromadorea; Rhabditida; Anisakidae
Source: the annotation of a GenBank genome assembly
AUGUCGGCCAUGGAUGUAACCGAAAGUAGUGCGACGCCAACCGCUGAAGGUGAACAAAAGCCUGUUGAAGAGCCAAAAGAGGCUGAGGAGAAGAAGAAUGAUGAAAAUGCUGCAACUGCACCAGCGCAAGAAGAGACACCCAAAGCAGCCGAACCAACACAACAAGCUCCAACUGAAUCAACCGAACCGAGCGCCACUGCACCCGAACCCGAAAAGAAAGAGAGUGGGGCGGCAAGUGCAGGUGACAGCGACAUAACGUCAACAAUGAAUUCAACCAUUCCAACCCGGCAAUAUCUCGACCAGACUGUCGUUCCGAUUUUGCUCCAAGCGUUGGGUGCUUUGGCCAAGGAACGACCACCGAAUCCCAUCGAGUAUCUGGCCAACUAUCUUCUCAAAGAGAAGGAUCGUUUCGCAAUCACUCCCAGCGAUGCAACACCGCAUUAA